GAAUGCAAUGAUUAACAGGAAGUUGGGGAGCGGACACAGUUGCCAACCCUUGGCCGGGAGAAGAGGCUGGGGUAGAAGGAUGACUUGCAGAAUGGUGAACUCAGCCCUUGGUGCUUUUACGGUAGAGAUAGGUGGCUGCGUUAGAAUCGGCAUCUCCCUGAGGCAGCUUGUUUUUGUGUGGUAACAGGUUGCAGGUUGCAGGUUAACGGGAGCCGGAGCCAAGCAAAUCCAAAGAAGCUACUUCAGAAAUGUGUCGAAAAAAGGUGGAAAUGAAACACAGCGGAGAAUGAGAAGGGAAGGAAGACAGCGAAAGGACAAAACGGUCAACUGCAAGGGCACGGAGCAGCUGAUCAGAGUCGCGUCUACCGAGAGGAUGAUUUAUGGAUUCUGGAGAAAAUGUAAGUUAAAUAUAUCUAUACUCUGAUCAGCUCUUGAAAAACAUUUCCCUCCCUUUCUGGUCUUGAAUGAUGGUCUCUUGGAAGCAUUGUCUUUUUACUGUGUCUCUUAUCACUGCCCUGAUUUUUGUGUUUGUUUACAAUAACGAGUUAUGGGAGGAGAAGCAUUUUCUGAAGGUAUCUCUGUCCAAUGCUUCCCUGUUAGCACAAGUCUGUCACCAGAUUUUUAAGGGGAAGGUUUUUUACCCAAGAGAGAAUGCACUGAAAACUACCCUCAGCGAAUCUAGCUGUUACGAGUACGUGGCUCAAAGUCACUAUAUAACAGAAACACUAUCAGAAGAGGAAGCGGAGUUCCCUUUGGCUUAUACAGUGACCAUCCACAAAGACUUUGGCACUUUUGAGAGACUCUUCAGGGCAAUUUACAUGCCCCAAAAUGUCUACUGUGUUCACAUGGAUGAGAAGGCAACAGAUACAUUUAAAGAUUCAGUGAAGCGAUUAUUGAGCUGCUUCCCAAAUGCUUUCCUGGCCUCCAAGAUGGAGCCGGUUGUCUAUGGGGGGAUCUCCAGGCUCCAGGCUGACCUGAACUGCCUCAAAGACCUCGUGGCGUCCGAGGUGCCCUGGAAGUACGCCAUCAACACGUGUGGGCAAGACAUCCCCCUGAAGACCAACAAGGAGAUCGUUCAGUAUCUGAAAAGCUUUAAGGGGAAAAACAUCACCCCAGGGGUGCUGCCCCCCAAUCAUGCCAUUGGACGGACUAAAUAUGUCCACCAGGAGCUAUUAAGUAAAAAAAAUUCCUACAUGCUUAAAACAAGAAAAUUGAAAACUCCACCUCCUCACAACAUGACCAUUUACUUUGGUACUGCCUAUGUGGCCCUCACAAGGGAAUUUGCCAACUUUGUCCUCCAAGACCAGCGUGCGCUUGACUUGCUCUCCUGGUCCAAGGACACUUACAGCCCUGAUGAGCAUUUCUGGGUGACGCUCAAUAGGAUCCCAGGUGUCCCUGGCUCCAUGCCAAAUGCAUCAUGGACCGGUAACCUCAGGGCUAUAAAGUGGAUCGACAUGGAAGAUAAACACGGAGGCUGCCAUGGCCGCUACGUACACGGCAUCUGUAUCUACGGAAACGGAGACUUGAAGUGGUUGAUUAAUUCGCCCAGCCUCUUCGCUAACAAGUUUGAGCUUACCACCUACCCCCUCACCGUGGAAUGCCUGGAGCUGAGGCUUCGAGAAAGAACCCUAAAUCAGAGUGAAACCGUAAUUCAACCCAGCUGGUAUUUCUGAUCCCCUGUAACACGGACUCAGCGGGCGCCUGCGGCCGGGGAGAAGAGCCUUGCUUCGUGGGAGAACUCUGCCUCGUUUAGGGGAGGAGGUGCCGGAGUGAGGUUAGGGCUGCAGAACCUGGCCGUGUCAUUCUGUGUGAUGACAUCUGUGGACACUGUGAACUCUACCAUCAGGGUGGCUGCCCGGGGUGAGGCCAGCCUUUUGGCCUCACCAGUGGGGCUGAUGCUCUGAUCGGUGAUAAAUUGAACUGACGUCAGACAUUUGCACCAGAUGCUCACUGGAGAGAAACGUUCUCCUGAAAAGGAGAACUGUUGAGGGAACUAGGAAUUGUGUCUCUUUGAAGGCUUCUCUGAUAGGUCUGUAGCCACGCAUACAUGGACACAAGUCCUCUUUGCUCAGCUGCACUGAGGUAUAGAAACAGCUUUCUGGGCAACUCAGCUGUCUCCUUUAGAACUUGAGCUACCGGAAGGGAGAACUAGGUCUUGUUCCCAAGUUCCAACACUAGCAUUUCCAGUUGACUGUGUCUGGAGUUCUGUGUAGAAAGUAAAAUCAUUGACAGGAGGCAGGAUAUGCUUUUCGGACAGUGGCCACUGCUUCCUGCUUCAGCAAAGGGAUCCCAGGGAAACUGGACUUUUCUUGGGGUGUGUCUAGAAUGUGCGCUAGUCCCCUUGCUGUUGCUUUCCAUGGAGAACGCCGAAACAUUCCCAAGAAUGAAGAUAUUUCUAGAAGAGAGGUGCUGUUGCAUGAAUCGUGUCCAAGUCUCUAGCCUCAGAAUGAGUCACUUUCCUCUUUGGUCACGACCAUCCAUCCCCACCGAAGUGAUCUUACCUGCAAAAUGGAGUCCAGAUUCUACGCCGUGAGGCUUCAAAGGACUCCGGAGUAUUCUCUGAGUAGGUUUACAGUGCUUAGUGCUAGUAAGAGCGACUAGGUUUCUAAGAGCUCUCCGCUGUGAGUGAGCAUCUAUGUCACCGAUCCCUGGUCUCAUUCCGUACAUACUUGCAGUCCGUAAAUACUUGUUGAGUGCCUGUUGUACACCACACCCAUCUUGGACACCAGGAGAAAAGGGAGACAGAAGCUUUUUCACUCUAAAGUUCUUGGUAACAGCAUUGAGGUCGAAAAGGCAGCUGUAGAGAAUCUCCCGGAUUGCUUGUAUUUUAAUAUUUUCAUGUGCAAAGUUAUAGAUUUGGGAUAUCAGGCCAAGAAUCUGAGUAAUCAGAAAUCGAAGUCUAGGGGCUCCUGGGUGGCUCAGUCUGUUAAGCGUCUGCACUCAGCUCAGGUCAUGAUCCUAGAGACCUGGGAUCGAGCCCCACAUCGGGCUCCCUGCUCCACGGGGAAUCUGCUUCUCCCUCUCCCUCUGCCCUUCCCCACCCCCACCCCCCAUUCGUUCUCUCUCUCAAAUAAAUAAAUAAAAUCUUUAAAAAAAAAGAAAUCAAGGUCUAAAUCAGAGAUAUCAUAGAUCAUUGCAAAGGGAGAAGGGAAGGAAUAGACAAGCUAAAGCCUGUUGCGUUGUAGGCAUCCUGAGAGCUCCCUUAGGGCUCAUUGUGCUAAAACCUUACAACACCUGGGAGUCUCACAAGAUUGCCACCAUUUUGCAGAUGAAGUAAGCGAGGCUUAGAGACGUUGUUAAUAAGCGUUAGGAAACAAAUUCUCGGAGGAUCGGGGUGUUCUUACUGGUCUCCUUCGUUCGAUUUCCUGAGAUGGAGUAUUUAGAGAAGGUGAAAUAAAGCCAUAUUUAGUAUACCAGAGACGGUAGGUUUUAAGAAGGGUCUCAGCGUUAAUGUGAGAAAAUGUGCUGUCACCUCAGAAAAAUGUGAAGUCUACUCUUGUCCUCCUAAAUCCAUUAAGUUCCUUAAUAUUUAUUUAUUCUAACAAAAAAAAGUUACUACAACUAAUGAUAUCUUUAAUUCACAAAUUUUAUUAUUUUUUCCUGUGACUGUGCCUGUUGAGUGUUAAUUGUAUUUAAGGGAGUGUCUUUGAACUAAAGCCGCCUUUUGUUCCUGCUACUGAAAAAAAUGUAGCUAUGCAGUGGUAAAGGCUUGAAGCAUAGGAAACACACCCAGAGCUAAUGGAGUCUAAGAACCAUCUUUUUUUUUUCUCCACUUUAAAUGACCCCACUGGAGAAGAAGGAAUGUUUAACACUGGAUCUUUCUCAUAUAGAACGAGACUCUUUUUUGGAGUAGAUGAUGUUUACAUGUCUGUUGCUGGUCAUCUCUGUAUCUUGCAUUUUUUAAUAUUGGAAGAUUGUAGUGUUUGGGCCAGUGGGUUUCUGCUAGCCCAUAGGGACGGCUGAAACUACUAAAUCCAUCCUUGAUUGCAAUGAUGUUCCGCGUUGUCGUCUUAGAAAUAAAUUAAUAUAUUGUUUUCACCUU
Molecule: messenger RNA, 4042 nt
Organism: Mustela lutreola (European mink)
Lineage: Eukaryota; Metazoa; Chordata; Mammalia; Carnivora; Mustelidae
Gene: GCNT2
Product: glucosaminyl (N-acetyl) transferase 2 (I blood group)
Exons: 3
Coding region: 465-1673 (402 amino acids)
Biological process (GO): transforming growth factor beta receptor signaling pathway
Cellular component (GO): membrane
Molecular function (GO): acetylglucosaminyltransferase activity
Source: RefSeq, a predicted model, not a curated record